This is a messenger RNA of Sordaria macrospora k-hell, 2331 nucleotides long. RefSeq lists its product as uncharacterized. Gene Ontology annotation, biological process: SCF-dependent proteasomal ubiquitin-dependent protein catabolic process; protein ubiquitination. Gene Ontology annotation, molecular function: protein-macromolecule adaptor activity; ubiquitin protein ligase binding. Gene Ontology annotation, cellular component: SCF ubiquitin ligase complex. The record is from RefSeq and is a predicted model, not a curated record. Lineage: Eukaryota; Fungi; Ascomycota; Sordariomycetes; Sordariales; Sordariaceae.
AUGGCUCCGGCAACCAUGAUGAUGGGGAUGUACGGGCAGCAGGCUUCUGGCAGUGAUGGUAUCGACAGCACUUGGCCAUACUUGCAGUCCAGCAUCAACAAGAUCAUGACCAACCUCCAAGAAGGUCUCGACAUGACUAGUUACAUGGGAAUCUACACGGCGGUUCACAACUUCUGCACAUCUCAGAAGGCUAGCGGCGGUAUGAGCAGUCAGAGUAGUCACCUUCCAGGAAUCGGGGCUCAGAGGGGCGCGCAUCUGCUUGGCGAGGACCUCUACAAGAAGCUGGCGAAUUACUUAACCGACCAUCUCCAGGGCCUGGUCUCCGAAGCCGAGGCUCACAAGGACGAGGCCUUGUUGGCCUUCUACAUUCGCGAAUGGCAACGCUACACCAACGCGGCCAAGUACAUCCACCAUCUCUUCAAGUACCUAAACCGACACUGGGUUAAGCGCGAGAUGGACGAAGGAAAGAAGAACAUCUACGACGUCUACACCCUCCACCUUGUCCAAUGGCGGGACGUGUUGUUCCAAGCUGUCUGCAAGAAAGUCAUGGACGCCGUCCUCAAACUGGUGGAAAGGCAACGCCUCGGUGAAACCAUCGAGUACACCCAGAUCAAGCAGGUGGUCGAUAGCUUCGUCUCGCUCGGCAUGGAUGAGGGCGACAAUAGCAAGACUACGCUGGAAGUGUACCGAUAUCACUUCGAAAAGCCGUUCCUGGAAGCGACCAAGAUCUUCUACCAAAACGAGAGCAAACAGUUUGUUGCUGAGAACAGCGUGGUCGAGUACAUGAAGAAGGCCGAGGCUCGCCUGGCCGAGGAGGAGGAGCGCGUACGCAUGUACCUCCACCCCGACAUUGCGGUCCAUCUGAAGAAGGCCUGUAACCAGGCCCUCAUCGCCGAACACUCCAACAUUUUGCGUGACGAGUUCCAGGUACUGUUGGAUAACAACCGAGAGGAUGACAUGCGCCGCAUGUAUAGCCUUUUGUCUCGUAUUCCCGACGGUCUUGAGCCUCUCAGGGCUCGGUUCGAGGCUCAUGUUCGCAAGGCUGGUUUGGCGGCUGUCGCCAAGGUGGCUGCAGACGCCGACAAGCUAGAGCCCAAGGUUUACGUUGACGCUCUGCUGGAGAUUCACACUCAGUACCAGGGGCUGGUUGAGCGCGCCUUCAACAAAGAGCCCGAUUUCACAAGAUCCUUGGACAAUGCCUGCAAGGAAUUCGUGAACAGGAACGAGGUCUGCAAAUCGGGCUCCAACAAGUCACCGGAAUUGCUUGCCAAGUACACCGAUGUGCUUCUCCGCAAGAGCAGCACCGGCGUGGAGGAGGUGGAGCUCGAGAACACUUUGACACAGAUUAUGACCGUGUUCAAGUACAUUCAGGACAAGGAUGUGUUCCAGAAGUUCUACUCACGUAUGCUGGCACGCCGCCUCGUACACAGCAACUCCAACUCGGACGACGCCGAGACGUCCAUGAUCUCCAAGCUCAAGGAAGCAUGCGGCUUCGAGUACACGAACAAGUUGCAGCGCAUGUUCCAGGACAUGCAGAUCAGCAAGGACCUGAACACAGGCUUCAAGGAACACGUCGCAUCUCUUAAUUUGGAAGAGAAGCCGCUUGACUCGUCAUACGCCAUCCUCGGAACCGGCUUCUGGCCGCUCACCGCUCCGAGCACCCCCUUUACUGCGCCUUCUGAGAUCCAGGCCGACAUCGAACGGUUCGCCCGCUUCUACAAGAACAAGCACGAGGGCCGCAAGCUCACGUGGCUUUGGCAGCUGUGCAAGGGCGACAUCAAGGCCAACUAUAUGAAGGGUGCCAAGAUGCCGUAUAUCUUGACAGUGUCGGCCUACCAGAUGGCCAUCCUGCUGCUCUUCAACGAGCAGGACAAGCACACGUACGAGGAUAUUCUGGAAAUCACCAAGCUCAACGCGGACGUAGUAGAUGGCGCCUUGGGCAUCUUGGUCAAGGCCAAGUUGCUUACCGUUGAGGGUGGCGAGGGCGGAAAGCCUGGCCCAGGAUCGACGCUUUCGCUCAAUUACGACUUCAAGAACAAGAAGUAUCGGAUUAACCUGAACGUGGGCAUGAAGAGCGAGACGAAGCAGGAGGAGGUGGAGACGAACAAGACGAUUGAGGAGGAUCGCAAGUUGUUGUUGCAGUCCGCCAUCGUCCGUAUUAUGAAGGCCCGCAAGAAGAUGAAGCACCAACAGCUGGUUUCAGAGACUAUUAAUCAGAUUAGGGCCCGAUUUAUGCCUAAGAUUGGCGACAUCAAGAAGUGCAUCGAAAUCUUGCUCGAUAAGGAGUACCUGGAGCGGUUGGAGGAUGAUGAGCUUGGGUAUCUUGCUUAA